AUGGCCGACCAUUCGUCUCUGCCGUCGGUGAACAAUGUUAAGGCAAGGUUUGAGCAGAUGGCGGCUGCUGAGGCCGAUUUGGCUCCGGGUCGGUCGCUGAAGUACAGUUUGUCCAUGCCCGUCGGCUCCUCGUCGGCCAGGAAUGAUGCUGGCAAUAUUAAAGCUGAUGCUGCUGAUGCGAGGUCAAAAAGUGUGUCAGUAGUACCUGAUAACAGUAUUCAGGCUGCUGCUGUUGCUGCUCCUUUGCCGAAGAAACUGCCGCCAGGUGCUCCUCCUAAACCGGCGAGACUCAGUUCUCAGCACAAACGCAUUUCGAGUGUGGGUGUGUCUCAGUCGGCAUCUCAGUCAGCGUCUCAGCCAGCUGUAUUAGCAGCAGCUCAGUCUGGCGUUGGUCUUGGUCUGGUUUCUGCUCCUGGCGUUCCUGCAACCCCAUCUGCUCCUUCUGCUGCUACUCCUGAUCCUUCUGCUGCUACUGAAGAAAUACAACAAAAUACUGUGAACAGGCAACAGUCUCAACAUGCUCGAACCCCCUCGUCUCUGCUAAUGCCUCCUCCAGCAUCAACUUCAAGAACUAGGGAGGGUUCAGUGACUCCACCAAUACCACCUCCUCCUCGAAUAAGAACACCAGUGGAUUUUGAGAAGUCUCCUUCGCAGAAUAUGACAAGGAGUCCUAUUAGAACCCCUCCUACUCCUCCUUUACCGAGAUCACGCACUCCUAUUGAGAAUCUUAGUCUUGCACCGCAUUCUCAUGGCCAUGGUCCUGCAUUCGGACUACGGUCUCCUUCACAACCAUCUAUAAAUACACCUCCAAUGCUACCUCCAAGGCCAUCGGCACAUCACAGUAUAGCGGGAAUUGAAACCAGCAGCCAAAAUUUACCCAGCAUCUCACAUUCACCUGCCAGUCCUGUUGCCCCUACUACGCCCAUAUCAGGUAUUUCUGUUUCCAGUACGCCAGUUCCUCCUCCAGUACCACCUGUACCACCACAUUCUAUAAAGCAAGUUGCAUCACAUCAGCACUCUUCGUUACAUCAUCUCGACAAUCCAUCACAUCCAGUUUCGCAACCAGUUCCUGAGACAAAUAACUCCAGUCAUGCUGCUGCUGGAGUUUCGGCUACUGUACCACCUACUACACCUUAUUCUCAUAUCAACAAUUCACUUCAGCAAUUUCAUAUUAAUGGUGGUAACGAUCCUUCUGCGUCAUAUCCCAAUAUAGCCCUUCAACAGACCAACUUUACCCCUCCAAUUCUUCCUCCUCGUCCUGUAAGAAGCGUGUCUCCACAGACUGCACUUGGCCAAUCGCCAUCUCUGUCUGAAUCUUUCUCGGCUACUACUACUUUGCAUCCACCUGCCUUGUCAGUUGCAACUACUCCUUCGACUCCGGCAAUGAACCCAUCUCUUCCACCAGCAAAUUUAUUCCCUCCACCACCUCAAACACAAAUUACCCAACAUCUACCCACUCCAAUAGUUCCAGCUGCUUCUGCUGUUCCAACCCCGUCAACAGCCCCGGCCCCAACUUCGACACCCAUAUCUGACUCUGAUAACGAAACUGAGCUAUAUUCUAACCCCAAUACCAGCAAUACCAGUUUGGCUGCUGGUUCUGAAUACGCAUAUUACAGCUUUCCAGACUCAUCACAAGCCAGUAGAAGACCACCUAUUUUCGAAGGUGUUUUACAUUCGAUUCAAUUGUCAUCGAAGAAAGAAGAGGGCAAGAAGACGAUCUCGACCUUUGGCAAACAUGCCUGUGUUUCGGGAGGGUCUACUACUUGCAUUUAUGAUACCCAAACUGGUGGUCAGAUAUGGUCACUGUCUCAUUCUGAAGUACGCAUUACUUCAAUAGGAUAUAAGUCGGAUGACGGGCAUACGUUUUGGCUCGGAACAAAAGACGGUCAGAUCUGGGAAAUUUCCCUGACUGAUAUUCCAGGCACGAUUCCUAAUAAACGAGCCAACACCCAUCUCAAUUCGAUAAUACUCAUUUACAAAAACGAGCAAACGAAUGAGAUGUGGACAUUGAGUGAAGAUGGAAAAUUGUGUGUCUGGAGUGAGUGUGAUCUGUUCAAGACACCCAAGACGUUUCGAGUGACACCUAAUUUCAAAGCAGUAGGAGUAGCAGGCUCUACUCUGUGGGUCGGUCGCAAUCGCCAGAUAUUUGUCUACCAACCCAGUUCACAAGCAAAUGUACCAUUCCUGUUGACAGCCAGACCAAUACAAGCGAGUGCUCCUGUAACACCAGCUGCUGGUGGACUCCAACCAUCACCUUCAUCUGCAUCGCUGUCUAGCAUGAAUGGAUACAAACCUCCACCAGCAAACGGAACCACCGCCUCUUCCAACUCCAACAAUCUCAUCGGGGAUUUCACAUGUGCCGCGAAUGUCGGCAGCAUCCCCGACCAUAUGUUUUUCGGCCACGACAACGGCUGUAUCUCCGUCUACUCGGUCAGCCAGCUUGCAUUCAUUGACGCCGUCUCAGUGUCAAUGAACAAAAUCAGUUCCAUGUGCGGAGUCGGUGACAACCUUUGGAUCGGUCUAAAAACAGGCACAAUCCUCGUUUGCGAUGCCAAAACCACCCCCUGGACGGUCCGCAAAGAGUGGAAAGCACACGACACAGCCGUCGCCAGCAUCGCCUGUUUCGACGACCUCGACAUCUCCCAAGUCGAGGGCAUGCUUCCCGUCAUCAGCACCUCUCUCGCUGAAACUAGCGUGGCCCUCUGGGACGGGCUCCUCAAACACGACUGGAUAGGUAAGUUCACGGGCCCUCUUGCCUCCGGCGGCUGGGGCUCCGCCCCAGACCCUGGUUGUGCUCCGCUUCGCGGAGCGGCUGGGACCGUCGACGAAAGAAACGACUCGAGCGCAGCGAGAGGAGCAGCGGGGUCUGGGGCGGAGCCCCAGCCGCCGGAGGCAGAAUCCCCCCUACGAAGUACUAACAGGAGCAGAAAUGGAUUUACAGGUGCACGAUCGCGAGUUCAGUGUUCCUAG
This is a messenger RNA of Sugiyamaella lignohabitans, 2970 nucleotides long. RefSeq names its product inositol polyphosphate phosphatase (predicted). Bases 1 to 2970 code for a protein of 989 amino acids. NCBI's taxonomy places the organism in Eukaryota, Fungi, Ascomycota, Dipodascomycetes, Dipodascales, Trichomonascaceae. Gene Ontology annotation, molecular function: protein binding. The transcript has a single exon. The record is from RefSeq and is a predicted model, not a curated record.